AUUGUUUUGAUUUUUAUAACCAGCUGAUUUCCUGUUAAAAUAUUCAUACUACAGGAGCACAGAGACUAUUGAUAUCUGAGGGCAAGAUGAGGAAAAGCAAGGCCCCCUCCUCCAGGAGGGCUGAAAUCCAGCAUCUGUACCAAUGCUACACCUCAGGCCAGAGGACUCUGCCUGCCUGCGCCCUCCUCAGGUUCCUCCACAAGGAGCAGAUGCAACUCACAGCAAAUACAGAGACAGCAGAGAAUUUAAUUGACAGAUAUGAGAUUGAAGAAGCAGCCAGAGAAAGCAGGUCCAUGACAUUUGAGGGAUUCCUGAGGUACAUGGAGUCCAAAGACUGCUGUGUGUUUGACCAAACCCAUGCAUCGGUGUACCAAGACAUGGAUCAGCCUCUCAGCAGCUACGUCAUCUCCUCAUCACACAACACCUACCUGACUGGAGAUCAACUAGUAGGAAAAAGCCACCUGGACGCCUAUGUUUGUGCUCUGAGGAAAGGCUGCCGCUGUCUGGAGAUUGACUGCUGGGAUGGGCCAGAUAUGGAGCCUGUAGUCUACCAUGGCUACACCCUGACCACAAAGAUUUUCUUUAAGGAUGUCAUCACCACUGUGGAGCAACAUGCCUUUGAGGUGUCUGCUUACCCAGUGAUCCUGUCAUUGGAAAACCAUUGUUCCCGGGAGCAGCAAGAGGUCAUGGCCCACUACCUUAUCUCUAUCCUGGGGGAGAAGCUGCUGAGAAGUCCCUUGGAUCACCCAACCACUGGAGACCUCCCAAGCCCAAAUGACCUGAAGUAUAAGAUCCUCAUCAAGAAUAAAAAGUUAAAGCCUCAGGUGAAGGCAGAGGAGGCAUCAGGGACAGAGGCAGAGGAGAGUGUAGAUGAGGGCGAGGAUGAUGAUGAUGAUGAGGAGGAUGAGGAUCUUCAAACCAAAACAAAGUUCUGGUCUCCCAGCAAGGCAGGGUCAAAGAAGGAAAUAAAGCUGCUGUCUUUGUUUUGUCUUCCUCUCUUACUUAAAUGUAACGAGUAGAAGAAGAAGGUGGUGGUGGCCGAGGCUUUAUCUGACCUGGUCAUAUACACCAGGUCUGUUAAGUUCAUCAGCUUCAUUCACUCUAAGGAUAAUCAGAACUACUAUGAGAACACGUCUAUGGCAGAGAAGAAAGCGCGCAAGCUAGCCAAAGCCUCAGGUGCAGAUUUUGUUCGCCAUAACCAGAAGUUCCUCAGCAGGAUUUACCCAGCAGGCUCGAGGACAUCUUCGUCCAAUUACAACCCUCAGGAGUUUUGGAACGUCGGCUCACAGCUUGUGGCUCUCAAUUUCCAGUCUCUGGGCUUGCCUAUGGACCUUAAUGGUGGCCGUUUCCAGGACAACGGGGGCUGUGGAUACAUCCUGAAGCCAGCGGUGCUCAUGUCCAGUCAGAGCAGCUUUGAUCCUGGAUGUAGCCACCACAGGCUCAAACCCACACACCUGCUGCUCAAGGUGAUCAGUGGGUCCAACCUACCUGUUCCCAGGAGUGGCAAAGCUCUGGACCCCUUUGUCAGAGUGGAGAUUCAUGGGAUUGCAUCUGACUCCCGCAGAAAAAGCACACAUACUGUCAAAAACAAUUCUUUGAGUCCUCAUUGGGAUGCUGACAUGAACUUCAACAUCAGCAUCCCCGAGCUCUGCCUCAUGCGCUUCUGUGUCCGAGAUCAGACCGGCCUUCUCAGCAGCGAGUUUGUGGGCCAGUACACUCUGCCCUUCACCAGCCUGAAGAAAGGCUACCGCUGGGUGCCUCUCCUGUCCCGAGACGGAUGCAGCCUGGAUCCAGCCUCCCUCUUUGUUUUUGUCUGGUAUUCCUAAAAACAGCUCUCCCUAUCAGACUCUCUCUCUCUCACUCUAUCACUCUCACUC
Seriola aureovittata is the source of this 1877-nucleotide messenger RNA. Its product is annotated as 1-phosphatidylinositol 4,5-bisphosphate phosphodiesterase zeta-1-like. NCBI's taxonomy places the organism in Eukaryota, Metazoa, Chordata, Actinopteri, Carangiformes, Carangidae. The record is from RefSeq and is a predicted model, not a curated record. The transcript is spliced from 12 exons. Gene Ontology annotation, biological process: lipid metabolic process; intracellular signal transduction; positive regulation of cytosolic calcium ion concentration involved in egg activation. Gene Ontology annotation, molecular function: phosphatidylinositol-4,5-bisphosphate phospholipase C activity. Gene Ontology annotation, cellular component: nucleus.